GGCGGCGGCUGCGGCGGCUGCGGCGGCGCCAAUCGGAAGGGCCGGAGGGGCGGAGCGCCGUUCAAACGUGGCGGCGGCGCGCGCGGCGGGUCCUGCGGGGAGGUGGUGCGUCGGUCCCGAUCCCGGUCUCGGUCCCCGUCCCCUCCACGCACUGAAAAUAAGGUUGACCAGGACCUGGAACAAGAUGGCAUCUGUGCUCCAGAAUGUCAGAGCAACAAUGGCCUGGCAGAAACACCAGCUCCUAGCUGACUUUGAUGAAAAUGAGAGCCCUGUGCCUGACAAAUUCAAGAGAAAGGCUGCUCUGAGUUCUCUCAAUACCAUCUGCAUGUCUCUAAGGAAACGAGCACCGUUAAAGCGAGUAGAGCUGAAUUUUCAUAACACCCCAACUAGGGAAAGUCUGGAAGCAGGACAGAGGUGCCAAACUCUUCAGAUUAUUAAAAGAACAGCAAAAAAUGCUUUUGGAACAGUGUCCCAGAAAAUACAGAAGUCUUGCCAAAGCCCAGUACACUCAAUGGUGACCUUUCCAGCUGAAUCCAUCAGCAGAAGCUGUGCGACGAGUUCUACCAAGAAAAAAAGUACUACACCUCAAACCCCUUGCUAUAAGACUGUUACUCCAGCAGCCAGUUCCAAAGGCAUCCCAAGGUCCAGCAAAAGGGCCUUGCUUGGGCCAACAAGGGUGUCAGAACAUGGAGAACGGAGGGAUUUCUCAUCCUGGCUUGGUAAAAAUGCUGUCUCUCUCCGGAGAUCAAGAAGAGCAGCAGCACUGAAGAGCCCUUAUUCAUCACCUGCUCCUGCCAGAAAGAUGGAAUAUGACUGCGAGUUGGAACUGGUCUCCUCAGGGAUUUGUCAACUGAAGCGUAUGUCCCAGGCAUUUGAUGAUGCUAUUGUGAAAGAGGAGAGGCAACAAGCAACAUCAAACUAUUACUAUCUAAUGGCAGAAAACUUACAUUCUGCGUGUCGAUCCCUGAAACCUUCUCAAGCUAUCAAAAGGCAAGCAAAGAAACUCCAUCAAGCACUUGGUACCUAGACACAGACUGUAACUAUUAUUAGUUUAUGAGCAUAUAUAAAUGAGGGGUCUGUGUAGCACCAAAAGGGUGCACUCUAUACACUAAACAAACCACUACAUUUUUAUAAUCUUUCUUGACAAAGCAGCUCAGGACUUCCCUUGCUUUCUCUUUUCAACUGUAGUUGGUACCUGUGGUACCAACCACAGGGUAUUAUCUCCUGCUGAGAUGAGGGAACCAUCUUGAAUGUGACUUUCAUGAGGCAGUAGGUACUUUGAUGUUGUACUGACCAGUAGGAAUGGCCAAAGCCUGGGCCACAGACUUAUGAACGGUAAUCCUAGGUAAGAGGAGUGUUUAGACUGGUAUCCAAUUGCCAUGAGUUUUAGCACAAGUAUUUUACAUACAAAAGAGUUUGGUCUAUUAUUUCGAAAGCCUAACAUUAUUUUUAUAUAUGAACAAACUAAGUGUUAAGCAUCAUGUUUAGCUGGAAGUUAAUAAAACAAUAGUGGCUUCUUUAAGUUUUGACCACAACUGCCAUUCCAAGGCAAUAGGUUUCUGCCACAAGAGAAAAGCCACAUUAGGACUCUUAAUUCAUGGCCUUAAGGAUUGCUAUUAGAUUAGUCUAACUAAUCCUAUCUUAGGUAGUUUGGUCCCAGACAAAUCAGAGCAACUUUGUAAUUUCCUACUGCUGCUUUAAAUAGCAUCUUGGCAGUUGAGUUAAACGUUGCUUCUGUACUAAAACAUCUGUCUUUUAGUUAUAUGCAGAAAUUGUUACUACAAUUAAUGUAACCUCUUACAGCUACUGUUAUUAGCCAGUAUCUCGGUGCAGGUAUUUUAUUUGAUGAUGCAUACUUAGCAUUUGAUAUAUUUUUUUUGCUUCUAGUUACUUAAAAAAAAAAAAAAAGUAACAUUCCUUUGAAAAGCCUUUUUUGGUUGGUCAUUCAGCGUAACAAAGUUUAGUCUUUCAAACCAAAGCAAAGAUUUCUCAAGCUUCUGGAAUUCAACAGCAGGGCUGUUUUAGGUGGUAGCAGCUUUGUGCAGGCUUCUCCAGUUACAUUCACUCUAAGAUGAACCUUCAAACAAAAGACUGAUUUGGAAAAUUUUGCUCUACUUGAUAAUGUUUAAGAUGUGCAUGUAAUUCAGUUCCAGUUUCACUAAAAUUUUAAUGGUAUCAAAUAUAAAUAUGGCAAGUAUUCAAUCCUGA
Messenger RNA from Neopelma chrysocephalum (saffron-crested tyrant-manakin), 2208 nucleotides. RefSeq names its product PICALM interacting mitotic regulator (gene PIMREG). Lineage: Eukaryota; Metazoa; Chordata; Aves; Passeriformes; Pipridae. The coding region runs from base 185 to 1027 and encodes 280 amino acids. The record is from RefSeq and is a predicted model, not a curated record. The transcript is spliced from 5 exons.